AUGCUACUGCCCAAAAGAUCGCAAGUACCAGCAAAAAUUAUUAAAAAACUACUUCACUAUAAAUUCAUGAUUUCUGAAGAUUCUGUUGAAGUCACUUCCUGUUCUCAUAUUUUCUGUGAAGAAGAUGGUUCCAGAGAAUUUAACAAGGCCUAUUCAUGUCCUGCUUGUGAAAGCAGCCUUUCUGGAACUUUUGAUAUUAUCAGAAUUGACCUUCAACCUUCAGACCAAUAUAAGUCUAUGGUCCUUGCUGGUCAAAAACCAGAAGUUAUCAUGGAAAUAUGUUCAAGGGCCCUUUCCUUUUGGACAUACCAGUCUCAUCAAGAGAGAGUCUACCAGGAAUAUAUUGCCAGCAAAGUUAAAGAAAAGGCAACUCAACUUGAACAAUAUUAUGAAGAAGUUGUGUCUAGGAUUCAGUCUGAAUUGUGUUCUCUGAAGCUACAGCAAAAUGCCACCAAAAAGGAACUGGAGACCACUAAAAAGAAAUAUGGUGAAGUUGCUGAAAAAUUGGUGGAAAAAACAAGACAAUGCCAGAAGCUCCAGUCAAUGUAUGAUGUGAUACGUAGAAAGUUAAUUUCUCCCAUCAAUUAUGAAAAGGAAUGCCCGGAGAAAGUCUGCAACGGUUUUCGAAACGAGAACUUCAUUCUGUCUUUAUCUUCUGCUGAUGCUGUCCUCCGGAAGCUCUACACCCCUUCAUCAGCUCCACCUGCAAGCAAGAAUUGUGACGAUGAUUUUGUCCUCCAGCCCAACCACACACCGGUGAGUGGUGUCUUGCAUUCUGGCAAACAUUCUAAGAACCGCUCGGUCAUUAAAUGUCUGUGACUGCAACACAGGUUGUUUACUCUUUGAGAUACAUCAUCUUCUGCCUCCACCCUUCUACAUUCUUCUGGAACACAGGAAUGUAGUGUUUGAUAUUUGUUUUCUCAGUUCUGAAAUAUAUUGUUUCUGUGUCUUUAAUUCUCUUUCCUGAUUUCAGAAAACAGGGUGGGCCAAAAGUCACACACAAAAUAAGUUCAAUUGCCAAAAACAUGCUUCAAUUUUUCUAAAAUUGAAUUAAAUAAUGGUGAAUACACAUGUACAUGGUAAACACUAAAUAACAGUACAUGUCAAAUGUUUUGGUGAAUGACUUUUGGCCCCUCCUGUACAUAGGUAUAUUGAUGUGUUCCCUUUUUUCGUUUUUUUUUUACUUUGCUGUCACCUCAUUAUUCAUUAAAUUACCUUGAUGGUAUAUAAGAUGUAUGCCCCCCACAAAAAAAAAAAAACCAACUCAAAUUCACCCUAGGUCCCUUGAAGUUUAUAAAAUGCAAUAAAAAUAUUUUUUUCAUGAAUAUGCACUACUGAAAUUAGCCCAUGUCUAAUAUGCCCUCAAAUAUACUGUACCUUUGGAAUUUUCUGUAUUUGAUGGCUUAUAGUUUGCAUUUAUUUUCCCCAUUCAAAAUAAAAUUGUCAAAUGUUUUGGCCCACCCUGUACACAUAAAGGUUAAAUAUUUUUGUUCAAACUAUGUGCCCCCUCCCACUUUUUUUGUUUUGUUUCUCUCUUUGCUUCGUUAUUUAUGAAAUUACCAUAUUUCAUGGCAUUUAAGAUGCACCCUCACUCCCACCCCAAAAAUAAAAAAUCACCCAUAAGUCCUAUCUAUGAAGUUAGGACUCCUGUAAGCUUGAAUGCAAUAAAAACAUUUUUUCUUGAACAUGCACUGCUAAAAUUGGCAUGUGCUUAAUGUUCUCAUAUUUUCCGUACAUGUGGAAUUUUCUGAAUUUGGUGUAUAAUACACAUGUAUUUAAAAAAAAAACAAAAAACGUGUGGUAAGAAGCUUGCUUCCCAACCACGUGGUUCUGGGUUCAGUCCCACUGCAUGUUCAAAUGUCUUUUGGUUGGGCCUUAAGCAGAUUUAGUAGAUAGAAACUGGAAGAAAACCCUUUGUGUGCAUAUAUAUAUAUAUAUAUAUAUUGGGUUGGUGCAUAAUUAUUACGGCUUUUUUUUUCAACAAAAACAAUAACAACAUGUAACAAAAACGUCUUUAAAUGAUUGUUCUGGAGCAUAUUCACCAUCUACCUCAAUUAUUGCUUCCCAUUUGCUUGGCAGAUGGUCAGACCGUCAUUUACAGAUGUUUUUGCUGAAUAAAAGCCGCAAUAAUUAUGCACCAACCCAGUAUAUAUAUGUGUGUGUAUGGCUUUGGGCUGUCUCCGUGACAACUGGUCUUGGUGUGUUAAUGUAAAUUAGCAGUUCGGCUAAAGAGACCCAUAGAAUGAGCUCUGGGGGCAGUUUGUUCAACUAAAAAUUUUUCAUGGCACUGCUCCAGCAUGGCCACAGUCAAAUGACUGAAACAAGUAAAAAAAUCAAAAUCUCAAAACACCACCAUGGGUCCCAUAUGCAUAGUCGGGCCCCUGAGCCAGUCUGGUAUGGGAACAUGCACAGUUGUAUGUUGUUGCAUCCCCUAUUUGCUGGCGUUUCCCUGCUCCUGGCAGGUGACAACCUGUAGGGUUGGGGGUACUUCCAAUAUACCUUUGCAUCUUUUAUGGCAUCAGAUAUGGUAAACUUUUAACCAUUACUAGUUCCUUUGUUCCUUUUUUUGUUUAAUAUGCAAAAUUAAAAAAACAACAAAAAACAAAGAGAAAACUAAUAAACAAAUA
This is a messenger RNA of Octopus bimaculoides (California two-spot octopus), 2627 nucleotides long. RefSeq names its product E3 ubiquitin-protein ligase CCNB1IP1. Gene Ontology annotation, cellular component: synaptonemal complex. The record is from RefSeq and is a predicted model, not a curated record. Gene Ontology annotation, molecular function: ubiquitin protein ligase activity. Lineage: Eukaryota; Metazoa; Mollusca; Cephalopoda; Octopoda; Octopodidae. Gene Ontology annotation, biological process: reciprocal meiotic recombination.